This is a messenger RNA of Talaromyces proteolyticus, 1818 nucleotides long. RefSeq names its product putative DnaJ domain protein. The record is from RefSeq and is a predicted model, not a curated record. The transcript has 7 exons. Gene Ontology annotation, molecular function: Hsp70 protein binding. Gene Ontology annotation, biological process: protein refolding. Lineage: Eukaryota; Fungi; Ascomycota; Eurotiomycetes; Eurotiales; Trichocomaceae. The coding region runs from base 243 to 1520 and encodes 425 amino acids. Gene Ontology annotation, cellular component: cytoplasm.
ACCGACGGAAGCUUCGCCUCUAACGGCGAUAGCGCAACUAAAGUUUGAUUCUUGCCCGCCAGAAAUCUUAUCGCAGACCAAGCGCUCAAUCUAUUCACACUGCGUCCAGAGAACGCUCGUUUUUGCUCGUUGCUUUGUUGAGUAUUUUGGAUUCUACUGGUUCACGUUUUUUGGUCCACCAACACUUGUUCCUCGCAUAUUCUAAGCGUUUAUGUUGAGCAAACUGUUCCUAAAACUCGCGAAUGGACGGAACAACCCAUAUUGACCUCUAUGAGGUCCUCAGCGUUGAGCGCACUGCUUCCAAGGACGAAAUCCGAAAGGCUUAUCGCAAGGCAGCGCUGGCAAGCCACCCAGACAAGGUCCCAGAAGACGAGCGAGAAACAGCUGAAAUCAAAUUCAAAGCUGUGCAGCAAGCAUACGACAUUUUGUACGAUGAGGAGAAGCGCGAUCUGUACGACUCACAUGGCAUGGCUGCCUUUGAUGGCUCGGGCAACCCAGGAAUGGGGGCUGGGCCUGAUUUAGAUGACAUUUUGUCUCAAAUGUUUGGUGGCAUGGGGGGAAUGGGGGGUAUGGGGGGUAUGGGUGGCAUGCCGGGAUUUGAUGGUCCUGGAGGACGUCCCAACAAGCCCAGGAAAAGUCCAAAUGAAGAGACAAAAUAUGAAGUCGGCCUUGAAGAUCUUUAUAAGGGAAAAACUGUCAAAUUUGCCAGUACCAAAAACGUGAUCUGCGGGCUGUGCAAGGGCAAAGGAGGGAAAGACAAGGCAGUUGCAAAAGAAUGUUCUUCAUGUGAAGGCAAAGGAUUCAAGAAUGUUCUGACUCGUCUUGGGCCGAUGUUGACUCAAUCUACCGCACCGUGCACUGUAUGUGACGGACAGGGUAGCUUUUUCAGUCCAAAGGACAAGUGCAAGAAGUGCAAAGGAAAGAAGGUCACCGAGGAAAAGAAGAUGCUUGAGAUAUACAUUCCUCGAGGAGCCAAGGAAGGAGACCAAGUUACAUUGGAGGGCGAGGCCGACCAAGUACCUGACCAGGAGCCGGGCGAUAUAGUCUUCCAUCUAGUUGAGGUUGAACACCCUGUCUUUCGUCGAGCGGGGCCCGACCUCACCGCAGAUCUUGAAAUUACCCUUGCUGAAGCCUUAGCCGGCUUCUCUCGCGUGGUUGUCAAGCAUUUGGACGGACGAGGUAUUGAACUCAAACAUCCCAAAAGGCCAGGCGACGUCCUUUCCCCCGGGCAAGUUUUGAAGAUCUCUGGGGAGGGAAUGCCCUUAAAGAAGAGCGAUGCUCGCGGAGAUCUUUACCUAGUAGUUGAUGUCAAAUUUCCUAGCGAGGGGUGGGCUCCUAGCCCAGCCGUCCUGGAGAAAUUGAAGGAAAUUCUCCCCAAGCCCGACCCUCCAAUUGAAGCCGACACUGUUGACGAGGUGGACUACGACCCUAAUGCUGAUAUCGAAGACUUUGGUCAAGGUGAUCCCCGUGGUGGGUCUGGAUGGGUUGAUGAAGACGAAGGGGGCGAGACUGCGCAAUAAUCCUCGUUCAUUAUGAUGAAGGAAAGACCAGUUCUCGCCACUCACAAACCUGCUAUAUCAUAUUCAUUUGGAGUUUUGGUUAUUCUAAAAACGGCUUUACUUGAUGAUUACCGACUACACUUACGAGGGCAUGCCUAGUUCUUCUCUUUUCCGGUUUCACAAGGGAUGAUGUUACGGUUCUUUCAAGAAAAAAAGGAAAGAAGAUUACCGUCCUUCUUUGAUACGACGCUUAUGAUGGCAUUGAUUUUAUAUAGCAUGUAUAGAUCAAGAUUUGAUCAUUGAAUGCUGUUCUCUCUCU